AUUGAAGUGCCUAUUGUAGGCGUGCACAGGUGCAUGUUCUGCCGCUUGCCGCUGGCGCACCCCGCAUCCCGCCCGCCUCGCCCUCCCCCGCGGCAAUCUCGGCGCUCGCUCUCCCCAGCGGCAAUCUCGGUGUCCACCGCCGCCUCAUAACACUCCCGUCUCCCACGCCAUACGCCCAAGACCGAGCCGCCUAGAUCUGAUUGGGUUGGCUCUCGUCGCGGGGGCGAAGGGGAAGGGGGAGGAAGAACCAGGAGGCGUGCGUUCGUCCAAGAUGCUGCAGCUGCUGAUGGCGGCGGCCUUCUCGGCGGCCCCGCUGACGCUGUACGUGCCGCCGGUGCGCAGCCUCAUCCUCUUCGUGGAGGCCAUGGAGGUCGUCUGCCGCGACUGCGGCCCCUACUCCCACGACGUCGUCGCCCACUUCCGCGUCGCCCUCUCCCGCGUCCUCGCCGGCCUAGCCCAGCCCAUCUCCGGCUACGGUGGAUCGAUCUAAAGGCAACAAGACUGAGAUAUCCAAAUCUGAGCUCAUACAGAAGAGUGCAUACUGUAGGGUUUCAGGACGGGACAUGGAUCUUGUUGAACUUUCUGCCUAUGGAAAUGUCCGGCGAGGGCCAGAUUCAGGGGGCUGCAAAAUCCAAUGAAGUAGAUAUAUCUGAAUGGCGUCAAAGUUCGAAGUAGUUUCCUGAGGCUCAAUGGAGAAAGCUUGAUUCAUUGUUCUGUCAAAUAUCUCCAAUCAUGUUUAUACUAUGUAGCUUAACACUUCAAGUGAUUUACCCCAGAAAAUAAAUCGUGAUAUAUUUGAAUCAA
Molecule: messenger RNA, 804 nt
Organism: Zea mays
Lineage: Eukaryota; Viridiplantae; Streptophyta; Magnoliopsida; Poales; Poaceae
Exons: 3
Coding region: 272-490 (72 amino acids)
Source: RefSeq, a predicted model, not a curated record